Molecule: messenger RNA, 1103 nt
Organism: Zerene cesonia (dogface butterfly)
Lineage: Eukaryota; Metazoa; Arthropoda; Insecta; Lepidoptera; Pieridae
Exons: 2
Coding region: 151-1026 (291 amino acids)
Molecular function (GO): DNA binding
Source: RefSeq, a predicted model, not a curated record
UGCGUCUUUACUCGAUGCUGUAUUCGAUCGACGCCAUUUUGUCUCAAGUGAAUUUGAUAAUUCCUCGAUUCGAUACGCAUAUAGAAUCGGUUUCGGCUUAACAUCAGAGAUUCGGCGGCGAAUUGAUUGAUAAUCGGGAAUCGAUAAAUUAUGAAGAAAACAUCGUCCCUUGUAUGGCGAUUCUUCGAUCGCUUGGAAGAGAAUAAAAGAUGUGUUGCCGUGGUGUGUAAAUUGUGUGACUGUCAAUACAAAUACUUUGGAAAUACAACAAAUUUGCGGACGCAUUUAGUGAAUAAACAUCCUAUACAAUGGGAAUUAGGGCAGAAUGGAACAUUGGAGGAUAAUUUUCGAGUGGCUGACGACGAAGAUACAAAUCAAUCGAGAUCUACUCCACGUAGGAAGAGAUACACAAAAAGCUACAAGAAUGAUAACGUACGUUAUUCCAUAUCAGUUAAUAAGAACCCAGAUAGCAGGGGCGAAGAGAGUGGCAUACCUGUUAUAAAAGUAGAUGUACUAGAAAAUGAUACAGACAUUGAGCAGCAUGACGAUGACACAGAAGCGACAAUAAACCUGGUCAAACAGAUGGAAAACAGAGGUUCUGAUGAAGAAUGGUUAAAUGAUGAAGUAUUUGAAACGGUUGAAGCGUACCAACCACCGAAAAAGAAAAUGAAGUAUCGGACAAUUAAACGGGAGGUCACAUCACCACCACGAUCCACAAACUAUCAGCGUGCCCCUAAAGUUUCUAAGCAAAUUAUUAUCGACAAUCGGAAAGAUGAAUAUAGUGUGUUUGGAGAAUAUGUGAGCAAUAAAUUGAGGAAACUUAAAAACAACCAGACUAAAAGCAAUAUUCAGCAACUGAUUACAACAAUACUAUGGCAAGCGGAAUAUGGUGUAUAUGAUAGUAUGGAGACAAUCAAAAGGGUGAUUCUACACUCGGUUCAAGAUAUGGACGUACAGACAGAACAGGUUAUUGUACAUCAGCUUAAUGAGGGUGGUGAAGUAAAUGAUCCCAUGUUGGAUCAGUAAUAUUUAUACCAAAGAAAUGUGAUUUAUAGUGAUUUAAGUUUAUUUGUUGUAUAUUUUAAUAAAGGUAAUAAGUUCUA